Didymodactylos carnosus is the source of this 921-nucleotide messenger RNA. Lineage: Eukaryota; Metazoa; Rotifera; Eurotatoria; Philodinida; Philodinidae. The record is from the annotation of a GenBank genome assembly.
AUGUCAUCGAGUAAGGACAAUAACACUGCAGCGGAGGCACCAUCGACAUCAGUGAUUAUUCAUGGGAUCAAACUUGAAGAUGACGACUUGUCAAAUGUCCAGAAGCAAAUUGGUCAUCAAUAUGUGGGAAUUCUCAGUGUAAGAGCCAUGUACAACACGCAGAAACAGAUAAUGAAUACUCUACUCGCCGAGUUUAAAUCAUGUGCUGUUGUGAAAGAAAUCUUGAAUAAUGGCUUCAUCAGCAUUGCUGGACAUAAAUAUCGUGUCGAAAAUCCUAAUUCAUCCGAGAAGAAGGCUCAGCCGCAGAAAAGAGCAUCUCGUCCAGUGAUGACUUGUUUCAAAUGUCAGCAGCCCGGUCACAAAGUGUCCCAGUGUCCAGAACUGAGAAAGCAGCAGUACGAAUAUGACGAAGAACAGUAUUAUAACCGAUCGAGAAACAGUUCGCAUACAACAGAUCACGCUGAACAAAAGUUCGAAGUCGUCUCAAUUGUCGACAAAGUCUGGCCACCAUUGAGCACAGUUCAAGCAUCACGUACCUCAGUUACUCAGCCACUGGUAGUCCAUACCUCUACUACAACAGCACCUGUCUCGAAAGCCGGAACGUCAACGGCCAAAUCAGUGACACUGCCAGCAGACUUGUUAAAAGCAACCGAAACGCGAGAAGUGAACAUGUUGAACAGUUUUGAAUCCAAACUGUUGCAGAUGGAAGUAAAACUGAGAGAGCAAGAUCAGCGGAUUCAAGAGCUGCAGCUAGCAGUGAGUACAACGAUCAUACCGGCCUUUGACGAGCUGAAAACGAUCAUUAACAAGUACAAUGCUAACUAUGUACAGAUGAAACAGGAACUGUCCGAUGUCAUUAGUCGAGCUACGACUGCUGGAAAUUUGAAAACGUUGAAUAAUUUUGUUAAUCUAGUCAAAUAA